GGCACACACUCCUCCGCGCCGUCACGUUGCGAGUUACGGUCUCACUCGACUGAAUGGAAGCAUGUCUCAGCCGUGAGGAGCUCCUGCCGACUCCGCAUCUCUUCCCGGGUCUUGCCGCAGCAGCGUGUGCGCCCCAGACACGGGAGGAGAGGAGACGAGGAAGGGGAUGGGACGUGGCCAUGCUGUGCACCAGGAGGACUAAAACUUUGGUGUCCACGUGCGUCAUCCUGAGCGGCAUGACCAACAUCGUGUGCCUGGUCUACGUGGGCUGGAUCAGCAAGCAGGUCUCUAGCCGUCCUAAAGUUCUGCAGGCAGUCGGCGAGGCGGACAGAAAGUUGGAGGAGGACAGCAAGGGAGAGACGCGCAGGAUGAUGGAGAGGCUGGACAGGCUGGAGGACGUCAUUAAUGAGCACAUCCAAGAUAAAGCAGCAAAGGAAAGUGAAGAUGACGCAUCUUCGUCAUCCUCGCGCCACAGUGUCUCACUCUUUGACCACUGGGGUCAGGACCUGGGCCCCGAAAGUCGCAGGGUUGCCCGUAAAAAGUUCCGCUAUUACGGCUACAACAGCUUCCUAAGUGAUCGGAUCUCCAUCACCCGACCCAUUCCGGAUUUUCGUCCAGACGGCUGUAAAACCAUGUGGUAUUCAUCUGACCUUCCUCAACUGAGUAUCAUCUUCAUCUUCAUCAAUGAGGCCUUGUCCGUGUUGCUGCGUUCCGUAAACACGGCCAUCCAGAGGACACCGUCCCACUUACUCAAGGAAAUCAUAUUGGUGGACGACCACAGCAACAACCUGGAACUAAAAGAACACCUGCAGAGUUUUGUGGACGAGACGAAUGCUCAACGAGGUCCAGGGUUCAUCAAAAUGGUCCACCAUGAAAAACGAGAGGGACUGAUCAGGUCCAGAGUCAGCGGGUGGAGGAUCGCUUCAGCCCCCGUGGUUGCUCUGUUUGAUGCAAAUGUGGAGUUUAACACCGGAUGGGCGGAACCGGUUCUCCAGCGAAUAAAGGAGGACAGCACUCGAGUCGUGUCUCCGUCUUUUGACAACAUCAAAUAUGACACCUUUGAGAUUGAAGAGUAUCCGUUGUCUGCUCAGGGUUUCGAUUGGGAGCUUUGGUGUCGAUACCUCAACCCACCAAAGUCCUGGUGGACACAACACAACCACACCGCUCCUAUCAGGAGUCCUGCUCUCACUGCUUGCUUCGUGGUGGACAGAGAGUUCUUUGAGGGGAUUGGGCUACUCGACGAGGGGAUGGAAAUCUACGGUGGAGAAAAUGUGGAGCUUGGCAUAAGAGUAUGGCAGUGCGGGGGAAGUGUGGAGGUCCUGCCCUGCUCACGGGUGGCGCGCAUGGAGCGAGCGCACAAACCGUACACAGUCAACCUGACAGCUGUGGUGCGGCGCAAUGCCCUCAGAGUGGCUGAGGUGUGGAUGGACGAGUACAAGAGUCACGUUUACAUGGCCUGGAAUGUUCCGCCGCAGAACUUGGAAAUAAAUAUCGGGGACAUUCUGGAAAGAAAGGCUUUGCGAUCCAGACUCAAGUGCCGUCCGUUCAGCUGGUUUCUUGCCAACAUUUACCCGGAGCUACGCACCUACGGCGACAUCGUUGCUUAUGGAGCGUUAAAGAACAGUCUCAGGGAUGACUUGUGUUUGGACCAGGGACCGAGCAGCGACAAUAUUCCCAUCAUGCACGUCUGCCACGGUUCGACAGCACAGAACGCGUACUACAGCAGCUCCCAGCAGCUUCACCUGGGAGGGUUGAGUCCAACCAUCGAUGACACCGACAACAAGUGUCUGGUGGAAGUGAACAGCAAGCCCAGACUGCUGGAAUGCACGUACGCGGCCAGCAAACGCAUGAAACUAAGCUGGACCUUCAUGCAGGAUGGGUCCAUCCAGAACAAAGAGUCCCGGCAGUGUCUGGAGAUGGUGGAACAUGAUCAGCCAGAGUCGGGUUUCCAAUUGGUUAUUCAGGACUGCGGCGGACAAAAAUGGACCAUCACAAACGUGCUGACUGUCCUGUGAACUCUUUUUGCCACACCAGAAAACUCUGUAAGCCAAUGCCAACCCAAAGUGAUGGACUAGAGUCACUGCUCUUCAGUUCUGGUUUGAAUAAGAGUUGAAUUCCCUAAUUAGUAUUUCUCACACAGACUCAAGUGAGCAGAUGUCCACAGUUCAUUAAAUUAGUCAGUACCUCCAGGAUUUCACAUUCGCGCCAAUUCACGCAAAUUCAACCAAACCUCUGGCAAUAUAGGGAACGUGUGGACACCUUGGACGUAACACCCUUCACUUUACCCAUGAAAUGGGUCUGCUAAGCUCCACUUUUGGGUCAGAAUGACGAGGCUACCGAUUUGUGACAAUCUGGUUGAGUAAUCGACGAUGACAAGGAUAUAGCGGUGUCCAUGAGACGAUUUUGGCAACGGCCCCACAAUGUCCAUAGCCAUCAGCAGAGGCGGGUAGAGUAGCCAGAAAUUGUACUCAAGUAAGAGUACUGUUACUUUAGAGAUUUAUUACUCAAGUAAAAGUAAGGAGUAGUCACCCAAAUAUUUACUUGAGUAAAAGUAAAAAGUAUGUUGAGAAAAAACUACUCAAGUACUGAGUAACUGAUGAGCAACCUGAUUACGGCAAAAAAUAAUGCACAAAAACAUAAAAAUAGCAAUGAGCAAAUUCAGAGCCAGGAAUAUCUCUUAAGCAACUAAAACAAUAAUAUAUAUUAAAUAAUAGUACAUCAAAAUCAAAUUAAAAAAAUGGCACAUCUAGCCACAAUAACUUAACAGCACCAUAGCCUCAGUAGGCAUUCAUUGAUUUGAUUGAUCGAUUGAUUGAUUACAACUUGUAAUGGUAGAUUGUACAGUACAGUACAUAUUCCGUACAAUUGACCACUAAAUGGUAAAACCCCAAUAAGUUUUUCAACGUUUAUCAAUUACCUAGUAAAUGACCAAGUCGAGGUGAUCUACCUCAUAUAUACAUACACAUACACAUAUCAUACAUACACAAAUCAUAUAUAUAUAUAUAUAUAUAUAUAUAUAUAUAUAUAUAUAUAUAUAUAUAUAUAUACAUACAUUUAUAUAUACAGUAUAUCAUUCAUAUGUAUUUAUUUUGCCGUUUUUGUUCACACGUUGAAGGUGUUUUAAUGAAUAUACAUGCAUGUUUAACAUAUAGAUUCCUAUCUUUCAUGAAGACAAGAUUAUAAGUUGGUGUAUUACCUGAUUCUGAUGACUUGCAUUGAUUGGAAUCAGACGUCCAUGUUUUCAAAUGGAGGAGAAAAAAAGUUCCUCUUUUCUGUCUAAUACCCCAUGAAAGUCGUUGGUUUUUGGCAUCUUAUCUGUCCAGCUUCCAUAUUUGUUUUUAUACACUUUACAAGAAAUACAUUGGCGGCAAACUCUGUAGUUUGCUAGCUUGUUUGCGCUGGCUUUCGGAGACUCUUAUUUUGUUAGCGCAGCCGCGAUGGAGCGGCACUUUUAUUGUGAAGACAGGAACUGUGCGAUCAUUCUUUAGACUUUUGACAGGAAGUACGGUUGAAAUAAAUUGUGUCUUUUUUCCUUUACACUUUUGAUUGAUUGAAACUUUUAUUAGUAGAUUGCACAGUACAGUACAUAUUCCGUACAAUUGACCACUAAAUGGUAACACCCCAAUAAGUUUUUGAACUUGUUUAAGUCGGGUCAUGUGACCGCCUGGCUCUGUUUGAUUGGUCCAACGUCACCAGUGACUGCAUGUGAUUGGUGAAACACAGGCAUGCGUAGAUUCUACUUUGAAGCUCUGUCAUUAACCAAAACAAACAUUAAUAGAUCGAUUAAAAAAAAAGUAGCGAGUAGCGAGCUGAAUGUAGAUAAAUGGAACGGAGUAAAAGUAGCGUUUUUUCUCUAUAAAUAUACUCAAGUAAAAGUAAAAGUAUGUUGCAUAAAAACUACUCGUAGAAGUACAAUUUAUCCCAAAAGUUACUCAAGUAAAUGUAACGGAGUAAAUGUAGCGCGUUACUACCCACCUCUGGCCAUCAGUGAAAAUGGCAUCUCAAUAAUAGUAAGGGGUAUGAGGGGAUCCCAGACAUUCCGGACAGUUGUGACCAAAGUCCUCGACGGCUCGCUUCACCCUAGGCCAAUAAAAACGUGCAACCACUCGGUCGUAGGUCUUCUGGGCUCCCAGAUGAGCCCCUAUUUGGUGGGAGUGAGCGAGGUACAACACCCGAGUGACGUAACUUUUCAGCACUUAUAGUUGUUCGACAACUCCGCCCCCUAGCUUUUGCACUUUGGUACAACAGGCCCGCUUUUACCAAAAAAUGAAGAUAGGACAUCCCACUCACCGCACAGACCAGUUGACCGUCUAUGGUGGUGAUGCUUUGGCGGGCCAUUUCCAGGUUCGGGUCAGCCCAUUGGGCUGUGGCGUACUCGCUUUGAUGUGGAUUCCCCUCGACUGUCAUGAGUGGGAACUCAGAGAAUGGGUCUUCACUGGCUGGAGUGGUCUCUCCCCCACUGGCGUCUCUUUCAGAUGCUCCACUUCCUGGUGAGGCUCCUACAGGUGCUCAGAAGGUGGGGAAUGCAGUCUGCGGGCGCCGGUCCCGGCUUCUUGUUUGUCGGGGAGGAUUCGAGCGGCGGCGUCCUGGGUUCCAAUACCGCUGGAAGAGGACACAAUCCGUGCCUAUCAGAGGAGGGCCAGGUAGGUUGGGGAUCACCCCAGCAGCCCUAACGGCGUCUCCACGGAGGGUCUGGACCCCGAAAUGGCUGACCGGGUCUGCUAAGCUCUGCUUUCGGGCCAGAAUGACGAGGCUACCGAUUUGUGAGAAUCCGGUUGCUUUUUUAGUUUGCAGAACACAACCGGAACCGUCCAUCACUUCUACUAUUACUAUACAGUGCUCGCACUACCACUCUCUCUCUCUUCACUCGCCCACUCGCUCACUGGCGUCGCUCACCCACCACAUUACCAUUCUCGCAAACACACAUACGCUACUCUCCUAACAUAGUUAGCCAGCUCAUUGUUAUGCAUUUAUAGAUAUGUCGACGGGCAAACCGCUAAUAUUUGGUCUCAAGCCAAUCAGCUGAGUUCAAACCGCCCACGGGACGUAAACUAACGCAAGAUAAAUUACUGAAUUUUGUAACAAAUUUCUCCAAUUUGUGUUAUCUUUAACAAUGUGUUUCACCUCCUAUGUAUGUGUAUAUAUGUAUACGUAUGUAUGUAUUUAUGCGUAUGUGUAUAUUCAAAAUCGAUUGUUUUUUUCAAUUCAACACUAUUCUCGAUUCAAAAACGAUUUUUUUCCCGAUUUAAAAGGAUUCUCUAUAUGUUCAAUACAUAGGAUUUCAGAAGGAUGUACCCCAGUCUGCUGACAUGCAAGCAGAGUAGUAGAUUUUUGUAAAAAGCUUUUAUAAUUGUAAAGGACAAUGUUUUAUCAACUGAUUGCAAUAAUGUAAUUUUUUUUAACUAUUAAACGAACCAAAAAUAUGACUUAUUUUAUCUUUGUGAAAACAUUGGACACAGUGUGUUGUCAAGCUUAUGAGAUGCGAUACAAGUGUAAGCCACUGUGACACUGUUGUUCUUUUUUAUUAUUUUUAUAAAUGUCUAAUGAUAAUGUCAAUGAGGGAUUUUUAAUCACUGCUAUGCUGAAAUUAUAACUAAUAUUGAUACUGUUGUUGAUAAUACUCAUUUUUGUUUCACUACUUUUGGUUUGUUCUGUGUCGUGUUUGUGUCUCCUCUCAAUUGCUCAGUUUAUUGCAGUUCUGAGUGUUGCUGGGUCAGGUUUGGUUUUGGAAUUGGAUUGCAUUUGUACGGUAUUGCUUUGUAUUGUUUGUUGGAUUGACAAAAAAAACAACAAAGAAAUAAAAAUAAAAAAAUCGAUUUUUUUAAAAUGAGAAGCGCGAUUCAAAUUCGAAUUGAUUUUUUCCCA
This is a messenger RNA of Nerophis ophidion (straightnose pipefish), 5865 nucleotides long. RefSeq names its product polypeptide N-acetylgalactosaminyltransferase 18-like. Lineage: Eukaryota; Metazoa; Chordata; Actinopteri; Syngnathiformes; Syngnathidae. The record is from RefSeq and is a predicted model, not a curated record. The transcript is spliced from 11 exons. Bases 54 to 2015 code for a protein of 653 amino acids. Gene Ontology annotation, cellular component: Golgi apparatus.